Molecule: messenger RNA, 3679 nt
Organism: Phalacrocorax carbo (great cormorant)
Lineage: Eukaryota; Metazoa; Chordata; Aves; Suliformes; Phalacrocoracidae
Source: RefSeq, a predicted model, not a curated record
UGGGCGGCGCGCGGGCGGCACCGCCCCUCCCCUCACAUGACCGGCGAGGUGUUGGUCGCGCCCGCUCGCCUGUACCGCUCGCCUGUCGUCGCCGCCGUUGCCGGCAUGGCGUCGCGCUGCUCCUCCGCCUGCCCCUUCCUCCUGCUGCUGCUCGGCUCCUCCGGUUUUUUCCAGUCCUAUGCAGUGGAAGUAGAUGUAAAGGAUGCCUCUAAUGCUACAUGCCUGUAUGCAAAAUGGAUGAUGAAAUUCUUGAUAAAAUAUGAAACAAACAGUAGUGAUUAUAGAAACACAACCUUGAAUUUGUCAUCCACUGUGACACACAAUGGAAGCGUCUGUGGCAAUGACACACAAGCUGCACUUCUGGCGGUACAGUUUGGAGAAGGUCACUCUUGGAGCAUUAACUUCACAAAAACCAACGAAACUUACCAAGGGGGCUUCAUCACAUUUAUCUACAACACCAAUGAUACUGCUGUAUUUCCUGAUGCUAAACGAAAAGGACCAGUAACUAUUGUUGUGAAGGAUACUAUGCGUCCAGUUCAACUGAACAGUGUCUUCGUGUGUCAUAAUACUGACUCUCUUGAAGCAGAAAAUGUAACACAGAUUUUCUGGAAUGUUACUGUGCAGGCUUUUGUUCAGAAUGGCACAAUUGGUAAAAAAGAGUCUAGAUGUCGUGCUGAUACACCUACUUCUGCACCUACUGUUCUGCCUACUAUUGCCAACGUAACUACGGCAUCUACCACCACUUGGUCGCCUGCUCCAACAACUGCUCCCAAACCUGUGGAGAACCCAGACACAGGAAACUAUUCUCUUAAAAGUGGAAACAAAACUUGUCUUCUGGCUACUGUGGGGCUGCAGCUGAAUGUUUCUCAAGACAAGCCUGUUCUGAUCAACAUCAAUCCAAAGACAACUGUGGCAGAUGGUACGUGUGGUAACACAACAGCUGUUCUGAGAUUGAAUGAUGGAAAUAGCACAUUGAUUGGUUUCACGUUUGUUGUUAAAAAUGCAAGUGCAAGCGUACAAAAAUUUUAUCUGAAAGAGGUGAAUGUUACACUGCUCAACAGCCUGAAUGGUUCUGUCAUCUCAAAUGCAGAUAACAACAAUUUCAGCAAGUGGGAUGCUUUCCUUGGUAGUUCUUAUAUGUGCCGAAAAGAACAAACUCUUGAGAUUAAUGAAAAUCUUCAAAUACAUACUUUUAAUCUAUGGAUUCAGCCGUUCCUUGUGAAGGCAGAUAAGUUCUCUACAGCCCAGGAGUGUUCGCUGGAUGAUGACAGCAUUCUAAUCCCAAUUGUAGUUGGUGCUGCACUUGCUGGCUUGAUUGCCAUUAUAGUGGUUGCUUACAUAAUUGGCAGAAGAAAAAGCUAUGCUGGAUAUCAAACUUUGUGAAUCCAAAUGCGGUUCCUGUUCCGAUUUCAUUCUAAACAAAGCAAGUGCAAGUUCUGAAGUCCAAAAAAAGACCCAAAAUUUAGGAGUAAUUACUAGCCACAGCUAAUUGGAGUUCAGAAACAAAGAGAGAAUGUUUAUCUCAGAUGAAGCAGAACUACGUUUUUAGUUUUCCUGCUCUAAGAAGACGACGUGGGUUUCAUAGCUGUUGUGAAGAUGUCAAAUAUCGGAUGAAUUACUAGGCUAAGGAUUUUGUCUUGCAAAAACCCUAAAUUGUUUAGGAUUAAUUUCUGCUUUUUACAAAUUGUAGCCUGAAACAAGAACACAUUCUAAACUUACGUGCAUUGGGCAACUGCCAGAAUAGCAUAGAAUUUGUACUUGCUUCUCCCCUCUGCGUUCCUUAGUUGUUGUCAUAAUUGUGGGUUCAGCUGGCAGCAUUAGUCACUAUGUUGACUCGUGUAGUAUUUAACAAGGGUUGUAUGAUGCCUAGUAACAACUUCGUUUUUCAUAGAAUUGAACUUUAGGCUGGUGAUUAAGUGAUCUUUUGAAGUGGCAGCAGUAACUUACUUAGCUUUGACAGAAUUUGAGUAGUUUACUCUUGCCUUGGUGUAGUUUCAGGAAUCAUUCCUAAAGCUUGGCUGUACAAACAAAAUGGGUAACCUGUACUUGCCAAAUGGUGGAUAUAUAGGAAGACUUCAGUGCCAUUUCCACAUACUUAAAAAAAAAAAAAAAAUAUUAGUGUUAGGCACUGAAUUCUUCACCACUUACCAUACCUUGGUAAUCAUCUAAAAUACUCAACUGAGGCAGAGUUCUGCUAAAUUAAUGCAAGCUUUUUUUGCUGAUAUUGGUUUAAAGGGAAUAACUUUUCUAAAUAUUCCAGAACUUUGAAGUGCACUUAACUUUAUAUCAUACUCUGCACAGAACUGGUCUGUCUUGUUGCUUUGAAUGACCACUGUUUAAAGAUGCUUUCAUUUAAUGAGCCAGUAUCUGUUGUUGCAGCUUCAGCUGUCUUUAAAUCUUCAUCUUGAAUGGUUCUCUGCCUAUCAAAAUUCCCAUUAUAACUGCCCGCCAUUGGCAUUCUGAAUGUUUAAUGUACUUUGUGUUUGAUUGUUUGCUGUGUAGCAUUUAUUAAUGUUAAGAAUGCAAAAGCCAAACGAGUGAGAUAGACCCACAGCACCUGUCUCUCCUUGCAGUAUGGAAAGGAUAGCGAUCUUAAAUACAGUGCAACUGGACUGUUUUUAAAGUGCAGCUCUGUAGAGAUUAACCCUUGCUGCCCACCUUUCCUCUGGCCUCCCUGUGCUAUAAUACAUAGUUUUUACUGCAUGGAAAAAAAAAAAGUCUCUUAGACUUUUAGAUAGGUGAGGCUUUUUUGCAUAUGUCAUAACAUGAGCUGCCGAAACUGUUAUUUAAUGAACAUAAUGUUGUCUCCCUCUUUAGAAUGAGUUUAGCCUGCAUCAAAGCUGGUUUAGUGUUUUAUUAGUGUUUUCUAGGGUUGUAGAGAUGUCUGUGGCAUGUUUGUAUACAGGUCAUAAAAUACACUUCUUUCAGUAAUUUUUCUUUUGUAAAAGCAGUUUACUCUUGACACUAGCCAAGGAAGCAAGUAUGGGUGGAUAAUGCUUGCUAUAGGUUGUAGACUACAGCUCAAAUUUUGCAUCAGUUACUGAAAUUCAUUUUAAUGAAAGUGGGGAACUACUAAGUUUAAUCCUAAAACAGGCUUCAAGACUUUCCAUUUUAAUUAAAACAAAAUUGUUCUAAUGAUUUUCAUAUUAAUAUACCCUCAAAUGCAGAAGUUCAUACAGAUUUUUAGCAAUUUUGUGACUGAUGCUCAGUGGUACCAGUUAUACAUGCGUUUCUGAUAAGGAGUAAUUACCAUGCUGUAUUCAUCUGACCAUGCAAACUUUUGAACGGGGCACGGUUUCUAAGUGACAGUGUAGAAGAUUAGUGCAAACUGCUCCCAAAAUGCAACAGUACUGGAAGUAUCUUUGCAAAAACAUGCAACUUAAUCUUCAUUUGCAAGUAUAUUGGCUGAGAGAUUAAAGUACUCCUAGACUGAUGUGCAGGUAACUGGUUCAGAAAGCAUUUAAGUUUCGCCUAACUGCCUGUUGUUAUAAAACCACUAGUUUUCCUGUAUGUAUUGCUUUGUAGGGAACUGUCAACCUGUUCAACAUGUGCUCUGAAUAAUAAAGAUUGUUCUAUUUCUUAAGGAAACUUGUUCACAUUUUUUAACUGAUUUGAAAACAGACAUCUUGUACUGUCUUUUUUUAAAGAAAAUAAACUAAAUGAGUGAGGUCAACUUUGA